AUGGCUUCUCAAUUGUUGCGUUCUUCCCUUCGUGCUAUCGCUCGUCCCUCUAUUGUCAAGAGCAUUGUAGCCCCCUCCGUAGCUCCUCGUAUGCCUACUGUCGCUUUCAACGUGACCCGUUCUUUCUCUGCCGCCGUCCCUCGUUGGAGCAAUGGUGUUGUUGAUGCUGAUCUCGUUCACAAGUUGGAUGAAGAGCUUCAAUACGAAAAGUCUAACGAAGAAGUGGGUCAGCCCGAGUUUGUCAAGGAGUUUUUGGAGGCCAAUUCAUUCAAGAUUGAGGAUAAGGCUGGCGUAGAUGAGGUGACCCUUUCUCGCACCUUUGGCAAUGAAAAGAUUCGUGUCUUGUUUUCCAUUUCCGAUAUCAACAAUGCAACUCCCGACGAAUUCUUGCCUGAAGACGAUAUGGUUGAUGCUGAGAAUGAGGAGGAUGCUGUUUCAUUCCCUGUUCGUGCCUCUGUCACCAUUGAAAAGGAUGGUCAAGGUGCUGUUACUAUUGAUACAGUUGCCCAAGACGGCGAAAUCGCUGUUGAAAGUGUCAUGUACUACAAGGAUGGCAAAUUAGCCGAUGAGCAAUCUGCUGAAGCUGACUGGCAACGUCGUGGCCUCUACAUUGGUCCUCAAUUCGCUGAAUUGGAUGAAAGCCUUCAAACCCUCUUUGAGCGUUAUCUUGAGGAACGUGGUAUCAAUGCCGCUUUAGCCAACUUUUUGCCUGAUUAUGUUGAAUACAAGGAACAAAAGGAAUACACUCAAUGGCUUCAGAACAUGAAGAACUUUGUUUCUGUUUAA
Messenger RNA from Mucor velutinosus, 786 nucleotides. RefSeq lists its product as uncharacterized. Gene Ontology annotation, cellular component: mitochondrial matrix. The record is from RefSeq and is a predicted model, not a curated record. Gene Ontology annotation, biological process: cytosolic ribosome assembly. The transcript has 4 exons. NCBI's taxonomy places the organism in Eukaryota, Fungi, Mucoromycota, Mucoromycetes, Mucorales, Mucoraceae. The coding region runs from base 1 to 786 and encodes 261 amino acids.